Messenger RNA from Staurois parvus, 310 nucleotides. The record is from the annotation of a GenBank genome assembly. Lineage: Eukaryota; Metazoa; Chordata; Amphibia; Anura; Ranidae.
AGCGUGCCCCCUUACAUUAGGUGUGCUCAUCAGAGUGCUCCUUUACAUCAGUUGUCCCCAUCAGAGUUCCCCUAUAGAUCAGGUAUCCCCAUCACAGUUCCACCUUACAUCAGGUAUUGCCGUCAGAGUGCCCCCUUAUGCUCAAAGUACCCAUUUCCAUCAUAUUUCCUCAUCAGAGUGCCCCUUUACAUCAUAUUCCCCAUCAGACUGCCCGUUUCCAUCACAUGUGCCCAUCAGAAUGACCCUUUCCACAGUAUGUGCCCAUUUGUGUCCCUUAACAUAACAUGUGCACAUCAGAGUGCCCCUUAAC